CUUCAACAGUUCAGCCAUGGCGUACCGAGUGCUGGAGGUCACACUCCUGUCGGCCAAGAACCUAAAGAACAUGAACCUCUUCAGCCGCAUGGAGGUUUACGCGGUGGCCACCAUCGCUGGCUACCCGAUCACCCAACAAUGCACCCCGCCGGACCCCCACGGCGGCCGCAACCCGACCUGGAACGCGACGGUCUGGUUCGCCGUCCCGCCCAUCGCCAGGGAGGCCACCUGCGGCCGCCUCCACAUCCUCCUCCGCAUGAAGCGCACGUUCGGCGCCGACCGCGACGUCGGCGAGGUCAUGGUGCCCCUGGCGGAGCUCUUCACUGGCGUCGGUUGCCAUGGCUGCGACUACCUCGACGGCCCCACGUUGCCACAGUUCGCGUCCUACCAGAUCCGCAAUGCGCACCGCAGAGACGCGCGCAGCGUGCUCAACCUGACGUACCGUCUCGGUCCGGUCUUCACGCCGCAGCAGCAUCAGGCCCUCGCCUGGAUGUGA
Molecule: messenger RNA, 496 nt
Organism: Lolium rigidum
Lineage: Eukaryota; Viridiplantae; Streptophyta; Magnoliopsida; Poales; Poaceae
Product: protein SRC2-like
Exons: 2
Coding region: 17-496 (159 amino acids)
Biological process (GO): defense response
Source: RefSeq, a predicted model, not a curated record